This is a messenger RNA of Trichechus manatus latirostris (Florida manatee), 1308 nucleotides long. Its product is annotated as olfactomedin-4-like. Bases 1 to 1308 code for a protein of 435 amino acids. Lineage: Eukaryota; Metazoa; Chordata; Mammalia; Sirenia; Trichechidae. Gene Ontology annotation, biological process: signal transduction. The record is from RefSeq and is a predicted model, not a curated record. The transcript has 7 exons.
AUGCAGCUUAUCCCAGCCCUCCCUACCAACCUACUGCUGCUGCCCCUAGUGCUUCCAGGACAGCCCCAGAUCCCCAAAGGAAAUUUGACAAUCAGCCUUGUGAAUGGCAGUCAGAUCCAGCCAGUGCAUGAGCUGGUGACAAGCAUGCCAGCCUCCAUGGUUGAGGGUGACACAUGCCACUGUGUGGUCCAUCUGCCCAACAAUACCAUUCCCUUGCAGCAGCUGGAGAAGCUACAAAGUACAGCCCAGGAGCUCAUGGAAAAAUAUGAACAGGAACUCUCUAGGAUCCUGGAAAUGAUCCACAAGCUGCAGUCCAGGAAUUCCAGUGCUCUUCCUUCUUCCUAUGAAGCCCUGGCCUUCAACCUGCUGCACCUGGAGCUAGAGGGGGCACAGCAGUUGGUGACUCAGCUUAAGGCCAACGGAGAAGUGAAUGGGUCUACAGUCCUCCUCAACAAACUCCAGGGCCAGCUCAAUUGGAGAGGAUUUGCAUAUAAGGCAGGUACCUGGGGCCGAGACUUGGCUCCCAAUCCACCUUCUUCCCACUACUGGGUGGCCCCUCUGCGCACAGACGGCAGGUGCUUUGACUACUACCGGCUGUACAAGUCCUCUGAUGACCUGAUGCUGACGGAGAACUACGAGGAGUGGAAGAUGGACUGUGGUGAUGGCACUGGCAAUACUGUGUACAAGAACUUCAUGUACUUUAACUACUAUGGCACAGCUGACAUGGCCAAGGUAGACCUUUCCUCCGACACCCUGGUGCUGUGGCGCCCCUCGCCUGGUGCCACUUACAACAACCUCUUCUCUUAUGCUGUCUUCAAUGCCAGCACCCUAGAAGUGGAGAAAACCUGGCACACCAACCAGUACAAGCCAGCCCUGUCAAGGGUCUUCAUGGCCUGUGGGGUGCUCUAUGCCUUAUGCUCAUUGAGCACCCGCCAAAAGGAAAUCUUCUAUGCUUUCGAUACCAUCACUGGGCAGGAGCGUCAUCUAAGCAUCCUACUGGACAAGAUGCUGGAAACGCUGCAAGGCAUCAAUUACUGCCCCUCGGACCACAAGCUGUAUGUCUACAAUGAUGGGUACCUGAUCACUUAUGACCUCACCUUCCAGACACUGAAGCACCAGCUACCAAGACUACCAGCCAAAAGGCCCUCUGGGAUCCAUGCCCCACCCAAACCUGUCAAACCCAACACACCCGUCAGGCCCCGAGGCUCCAGGGCUUGCAGCUCAUUGGUGGAAGUAUGUCUUCCUCCUCACUUCCAGGUGGAGCACACCCCCAAAAGAUCAUCAGUCCUAAUGACUGGGAAGCAUUGA